Molecule: messenger RNA, 1963 nt
Organism: Rhizophagus irregularis DAOM 181602=DAOM 197198
Lineage: Eukaryota; Fungi; Glomeromycota; Glomeromycetes; Glomerales; Glomeraceae
Cellular component (GO): cytosol
Molecular function (GO): argininosuccinate lyase activity
Source: RefSeq, a predicted model, not a curated record
CUUUUCUUUUCUUUUCUUUUUUUUUUAUAUAUAUAUUUUUAGUCUAUUAAAUUAAAAUUAUUGAUAUAUUAAAAUAAAGAGCCAAUUUAAUAUUUUGAACUAAACGAUUCCCUAAAGAUCCAUAUUUGUUAUAUUGCCGUUAAAUAUCGUACUACCCGCAUUCGGUAAAAUCCGUCAAUCCAGAUUUUAUUUAUGUAAUAUCAUCAAUCUUAUAUUAAACAUCUCAUCUUAGGAAAUUGAGAUCAGAUCAAUACAGUAAGUUAUAAAUAGUUGUAAAAUCCUGAUUCGAAAUGUUCGGCGAAAAAAAAAAAUAAUAACUUUUUCUUAAUAUUACCAAAAUUAAAUAUGACAUCGGCAAAGUUAUGGGGCGGUCGUUUCAGUGGAAAAACUGAUCCAUUGAUGGAUAAAUUUAACGCAUCAAUAAAUUUUGAUAAAAGAUUAUAUGAAGCAGAUUUAUUAGGUUCUCAAGCAUAUGCAAAAGCACUAUCUCUCCGUAAUAUUAUUACCACUGAAGAAAAAGAUAUUUUAGUUAAUGGACUUGAAGAUGUACUUAAAGAAUGGAGGGAGGGCACCUUUAUUAUUAAAGAAGGCGAUGAAGAUAUUCAUACCGCUAAUGAAAGAAGACUAGGUGAAUUAGUUGGUAGUGUAGCCGGAAAAUUACAUACGGGAAGAAGUAGAAAUGAUCAAGUUGCAACUGAUUUCAGAAUAUGGGCAAGAGAAGAAACAAAGAAAUUACUUGUUUAUCUAAAACAAUUAAUUGCCGCAGCUGUUGAACGAGCCGAAAAAGAAAUCGAUGUGAUCAUGCCUGGUUACACACAUCUCCAGAGAGCACAACCAAUUAGAUGGAGUCAUUGGUUAUUGGCAUAUGCAUGGAAUUGGAAAGAAGAUGCGGAACGCUUAACUCAAAUAAUUGACAGAUUAAACGUACUUCCAUUAGGUAGUGGAGCAUUGGCAGGAAAUCCUUUUAACAUUGACAGAGAAUUUUUGGCAAAAGAACUAGGCUUCAAAGGCGUUAUUCACAAUAGUUUGCUUGGAGUUAGUGAUAGAGAUUUUGUUGCCGAAAUAUUAUUUUGGUCUUCUUUGACUAUGAUACAUAUUAGUAGAUUUUCCGAAGAUCUAAUUUUAUAUUCUACAAGUGAAUUCGGUUUUGUUACUUUAGCCGAUGCUUAUAGUACCGGUAGUAGUUUAAUGCCUCAAAAAAAAAAUCCCGAUAGUCUUGAAUUAUUACGUGGUAAAUCUGGUCGUGUUUUUGGUCAGCUGUCAGGAUUUCUAAUGACAUAUAAGGGACUUCCAAGCACUUAUAAUAAGGAUUUACAAGAGGAUAAAGAGCCAAUUUUUGAUGCUACGGAUACACUGUCUGGUUCUUUACAAAUUACCACUGGUGUCUUAUCAACUCUUACUAUUUAUCCUGAAAGGAUGAAACAAAGUCUAAGUACUGAUAUGUUGGCUACGGACUUGGCUGAAUAUUUGGUUCGCAAAGGAGUCCCAUUCCGUGAAACUCAUCAUAUUGCAGGGGCUGCAGUCCGUUUAGCAGAGGAUCGUAAUACAUCAAUGUCCAACUUAACUUUAGAAGAUUUUAAACAACUUCAUCAAGCCUUUGAAGAUGAUGUCAAAUUAAUUUGGGAUUAUGAAAAAAGUAUUGAAAAUAGAUGUAGUCUAGGUGGUACUAGUAAACAAACUGUAAAAGAACAAAUUAUUAAAUUAUCUAAAUGGUUAAAUGAGUGAAAAUUGAAUUAAGAGAUCGAGAUAAUAGAUUUAUAAUGUCAUAUAAAUUGUUUAAUUUUUAUGAGUUAAAGGUAGUAAAUUAGAAUUCGCAUAUAAUUAUUAUUUUUAAUUUAUUUAAUAUUAUUUAGUUCUACAAAUAAAAUCUUUUUAAUCACCACUAGUGAUCGAAUAUAUUAUAUAGACUUCCGCCCUUUAUACAGUAUAUCAUUCUUUUCAUUUAUCAUUAAGUUUCUUGCUA